AUGGAAACCUUUUUGCACGUCAAUGGAAAAGGGGAAUUCGACAGACAGCUUCGAAAAGCUGAAAGUGAACUUCGCCCGCCUCCUCCAAAAUCGCCACCUUCGCAUCGCCGUUCCGUCCAAAAUACUCCACCUCCACCAAAAGAGCCUUCACGACAAUCUUCCGCCACCAGCAGCCCAGAACCGUCACCAUAUGAUCAUUUAUUCCAACAGUUACAAGUGUUCGAACUAGGCGUGCACACAGAAAUGAACCUUAAAGCGACGAAGCAAAUCCUCAAACUCGCGCGAAAUCGCGAAAUUCCGCCAAAACUCAUCCUGAAAUUCGCGAAAGUGCUCUGCUCUCAUGUCCACUACGAAUGCAAACGCUCUGGCGGCGAGCUACUGUUUUUACUCGCGGAGAACAUUGGCGAACUGAUUCCAGAUUUUGUCGAUGUUGUUGUCGGAGUUUUGGAGGAGAAAAAUCGAGAGUUGAAGAUACUUCAUUAUACAGCGCUUACAGCCGCUUCCCGCUCAGCUGGGACGACGGAUCUGGUCGAUAUUCUGAUACGCAAGAUGAAAGUACCCGGCACGACGUCCAAACAAAAAGCAGAAGUUGGAAACGCGCUGACCAUGCUUCUCCUGACUUAUCCACUCGAUAGUAUCGCCGUUCAAGUCUGCCAGGGAAUCAUGCCGCUUUUGCUGAGCAACAGUCCCAAGGUCCGACAUGCGGGGGUAGAGUUGUGUGCUGCUAUUGCUUCAGUCCUCCAUGAAUCGGAGCUGGAACCGCUGCGGAAGGUCCUCACUUCUUAUGAUAUAAGAAACCACGGGCAGAGCAUUUCCGGCGAGAUUUAUGCAAGAAUAGCGAGGAAAAACCCGCCAGAAGUCGACUCUUUCGGGCUGUUAGUUUAUGGAGAGAGGCCGAGAAACGUGCGGGAAUCGACAGAUCUGAACCUAACUGGGCCGAGAAAAGGAUCUGCUGGGCGAGCCAGGUCGCAUUUUCCACAAGAUUUUUACCAGGAUCCAAACACUCGGCCGAAAAAUGGCUGGAUGACGAGCGAAGAAGAACGAAAAGAAAAAGAGAAUAAUAAUUAUCAAAAAUUUCAAGCACUCUCGGCGGCGAGUAGUUCUAGCUCCAUGCAAAAUGAUAGCUCACUUUCUUCCUCUAUGCCGGCGUCGUUCUUCAAGAAUAAUCUACCGCACAAACGGCCAUCUUCAAACGAGGUCGAUUCAAACACGCUAAAACCCACGAGGAAACCCUCCAUGCCCAGAAGCGCCAAGCCUUCGCGAAGCAACGAGCAAUACAGAGAAUACAACUCAAACACCAUUAAUUUAUCUUCAUCUUAUGCUGCCAAGCCAACAAUGCUAGAUCCUAGAGAGAGCGAAAACUCUCCACGAAAAUUGACUCCUUUGUCGCAAAAGGGAGUAAAUGUCGUUACGAAAAAUUCGAUGUUGUCGCCGGAAAUAGAAGCCCAGCUCGGCCCGAUGGCGGAUCCGAACAAUUUCUCUGCGCAUGAUCUUUUCAGCUCGUUAACUUAUGAUGGGAACAGUCCUGGUUCAGUGAGCCCAGAGCGUCCAUUCUCUCGUCCGAAGCCGUCCUCCGUCCCGCCAACGCACACAAAAUCGGACUACAGCGGGGGCGACUCCUCCCCCGAUUACACCAGCCGUGGGAAAGAAAACACGAACUCGCACCAUUCUCGCUCCCCAAUGUCUCCCUCAACUCAAAGCAGUUCGCUGCCGAGAACUCCAGAAAAUCAGCUUGAUUCAGGCACAGACAAUGAUUUGGCCCGUAGAGAAAGCAUUUCUCACAUCCGCCGCUCAGCCAGGGACAGAAGAAAGAGAAACAGGAUAGAAGAGCAAGAAAAACUGUCCAGAACCAACACCCAAGAGAGCUCUUUGGCCGGCUUCGCCCCGUCGAAUAAUCUUCCAAGAACGCCACCAAGCGGUGCUCAGCGCUCCCCAAUCCCCAACGGCGAUUCUAGCCCGCUGGAAGCUGUUGGUAGAGCCCUCUCAAAUACCUCUCUGGACAACUCUUCCGUCACAAGAUCACUUUUUUCGGAAAACAAAGAUCCGGGCAGCAAUAGAUACAAACCCGCCAAGAAAACAUCGAAGGCGAAAUUGAACUCUUCCUUUGGCGGUUCUAUAGCGGGAGUUGGCUAUGCAGACAAAUUCCAAAAAGAGCUGGACAACCGGCCGAUAAAGCCAGGAGAAACAGUUUCCGAAUCUUCCUUGCACCAACGCCCUUACGGAUUGCCGAUGCCGUAUUCAGACGAAAAUCCGUCAGAUCUCUCCCUCGAUUCUCGCAACACUCUUCCUCGGCCACCAAGAAUCACUGGCAAGAAAUCUGAACCAGUUCUUCAGCAUCGGAAUGCCAUCCCUCAUCAUCGACCUGAUUUUAACAGCUCAACCGACUUCAACGGUUCCGGUUCUUUCGGAAAAUCUCCAAGGAUUAACUCUUCUGGCUCUGGAACCGGCUCCACCGGUGGCGAAGUGACCCCCUUGAGCAGGCCCGGCAAAGAAUUCGACAAGGCCCUGGCCUACAUGAGCGACCCGGGAAUCGAGUGGAACAAGCACGUCGAAGCUCUGUCCAUCAUCAGAUCUCUCGUCCAUUUCAACCAAGAAAUUCUCCUUCCGAAAGUCUCCGAGACGACUCAACUCGUCAUCAAAAAUGUCGGUAAUUUACGGUCAAAAGUGUCCGGCUUGGCGACUGAAACGAUGCGAGAUCUUUUCCGAGUUUUGAAAAAAGCAGUGGCGCCGCAACUCGAAUCAGCAAUGAAAACGCUGUUGACGGAGGCAGGCAAGGAGAAUGCUUUUUUGAGGGAAAAGAUCGAAAGGUGUCUCGAGGAAGGAGUUCAAGCGAUGGUUGUUGAUGGUCUUGGUGGAAAAAUGCUCGCUGCACUUGCUCAACAUCAAAAAUCGAAAAAUACAGCAGUGCGAACACUGGUGGCAAGAUACACUUACGAAACCAUCCAAAAAAUGAGCCCGGGUCGAGCCUUAUCAGAGACACGUGACACGACGGAACGAGUCUAUCCGAUGAUGAUGUCGGCAGUGAUCGAUCAAUCCGACCAAGUGCGCUACUGGGGAAAGAGGAUGGUAGCGCUCUUGCAAGUUCAUGAAGAUUUUGAGCGACUUGCUGGCAAAUAUUUGAAUAAUAAUAAUACUGCAAAAUUACUAGAAGAAUCUCACAAAGUACGAACAAAAGGAAUAGGCGAAAAGCCUCAAUCAGCUCGGAGAACACUCUCCGGCCGGUCGAACACUCGUUUGCCCCCUGAUCGUCAGAAUAGCAGUCCUCUUCGAAUUACGAGUAGAUCUGGACCAGCAAGAGUCGAUGAUACGCUCAAGGACGAUCUGAAGGCGGCAAUCAGUGGGACAACGCACGAGACGAAAGUUCGAGCGCUCAAUACUGUCAGGAAUAUAAUUCGCGCUGGUGGAAGCUUAGGAAAUGAGCUGAAGCACGUGACCGACUUAGUUUGCAAAAUGCUCAAAUCUGCCGCUCCAAAUAGCUAUCAGGAAGCGCUGAACAUAGCACCAGAUCUAAUCCACUACGUCAGCGAAGAUCACGUGUCCUAUCGAAACCUUUUCCUCGCAGUCGCGGAGCGAGUCACUGCUGGAGCUGGCGGUCAUAACAAAGCUGCGUCGAAGCUGUUAGAUGACAUGUGCAACAAUGCAGAUCCAGCUGCUUUAGUGCAGCCUCUUGCCCAGCGAAUCAAAAACGCAGCCACAGGAAGACCAAAACUAACGUCAAAGUUCACCGAAAUAUUGGAAAAACUCGGAUCUAGUAAAAUGAGUACUGUACAAAAAUGGGGUCCAUUUGCGCUGUGGGAAGUAAUCCGAGAUCAUCGCUGUCGACAACAAGCAAAAUUACUAGCAGAAGUUCUGUACGAUGCAAUAGGCGAUCCUCUAUUCGACCUAGCGAGAAAAGAAAAACUAGAAUCGGAUCUGCGCGGAAUGCUCGACUACCGCUGA
Oikopleura dioica is the source of this 3939-nucleotide messenger RNA. NCBI's taxonomy places the organism in Eukaryota, Metazoa, Chordata, Appendicularia, Copelata, Oikopleuridae. The record is from the annotation of a GenBank genome assembly.